Molecule: messenger RNA, 1207 nt
Organism: Rhipicephalus sanguineus (brown dog tick)
Lineage: Eukaryota; Metazoa; Arthropoda; Arachnida; Ixodida; Ixodidae
Exons: 2
Coding region: 481-1035 (184 amino acids)
Source: RefSeq, a predicted model, not a curated record
CGGGGUGCGUGUCGCUCGUAUACGUAUAUGACCUCGCGGCGUUUUGUGUAGCACAAGAGCUUAUUCAAGAUGGAACGCUGCAGCACCCCAGGAUAGGCGCAUAGCAGAGCCGCAAACAGGGAAUCGAUUCUCGUUUUGUUGUAAUCGAGCAAGCGAAAUUUAUUAACGUGUAUGCGAUUCCACGUGCCAAAGCCCCUGUAUGAGUGAGACACGCGUAGUGGGUGAUUGUGAAUUAAACCUGACCAGCUGGGGUGCUUGGUCGCGCACCUAAACUCGUGCACAUGUUUCACUCUCAUCGAAAAGAGGCUACCGCGGCCGGGAUCCAAGCCAGGAUCUCGAGUUCAGCAAAGCAACGCCACAGCCAUUAGUCUACCGUGGCAGGAGCCCAGAAUGGAGCCUGUCCAUCGUGGCGCUGAAUCGCAGCAGCCCCAGCGCCAGUGACUGCCAUCGACUGCAACGACUUCGACAACGGCAGUCCAGAUGGAGAGUUCAACUACAGGCGUCAUCAGAGGCCCGCAGCCCUCGGCCGGUGACCGGACGUCAUCGAUGCCACCCAUCGCGCACUGCGUGGCCUUUUGCGGCGCCUUCGGACUUGUGUUCGCCGUGAGCGGCGCCGUGCUCCUGUCCAGUGGGCUGCCGUACCGGCGGCUCCAGCUUCGCAUCAUCUCGGCGUGCAUGCUCGCUAUGGGUGUCGUCCUGCUCGCAGCUGCCGUUGUGCUUAUCUUCACAUGGCGCAAUCGCCACCAGUUCGGAGCCGUGUACCGAGGGCGCCCCCGGCGAGAGCGGCGUGCGGCUCUCGUCAUCCGUGUGCCCACCAUCAGCGGCACGUAUGUGUACGCCCCCCCGCCUGGGCUCACUGAGGGCGGUGCCGCUCCGUCUCGGCCCCCACCGCCAGCCUACGAGGACGUGGUACUGCCACCACCGUCCUAUGAGAGCGUCAUAAUGCUCAAACAGCUCGAGAAGGCCGCUGGAGUGGCUCAUCAGAUGGCCGAGAUCACGCCCAGGGACUCGGCACCAGGCGCCGCCGAUACAUAGCAGGACCGUGCGCAGAUGAGUCUCACGCCCGCGGGCAGGUUUCACUGGCAGCCCGACGCCUGCCGAUAGCCAGGCGGAAUGAUGUGUGCGCGUGUUGGGACAAGUUACCGCACUGAGCUUUCCCGCGUGCUUUUUGCCCGAGCUCGCAAGGUAAAGCAAGCAGAAUAAACAA